UGUUGACCGUAUGUAAAUACGCUACACGAAUCGGAUCCGAAAACUUCAUGCAACUCGCGCGCGGCGACACUUUGGAGACAGCAAGCUGCGGCUGGCAACUAACCACCCUGUCGUGAGCCCCAGACCAUGAAUGAUCCGGAACACAGCCAAGGGACAGGACGGUUGGGACAAGCCACCGGCAGCAGCCAAGCCCGGCCCCGAAGGCCCGCAAGGCAUGGCUGCUGUAGCGACACCUAGAGGACGGCCCAGCAACGAGGAGCUGCUGCGCAAACCGCCCCAGGAGAUCCUCCGCUGGCUCCAGAAAGUCGAAGCGGAGAACUUGAAGCUCAUGUACGAUCAUGGCGCGAUGAUGCAAGAUGUCAACCGCCGCAUGCAGGUACACCUGAUGGAGAUCCGGCAGCUGCGUGAGGUGAACGAGCGGCUGCAACGCGACAGCCAGGAACUGCGCGACCUCUGCUGCUUUCUGGAUGACGACCGGCAGAAAGGGCGAAAGCUGGCGCGCGAGUGGCAGCGCUUUGGCCGCUACACGGCGUCCGUCAUGCGCCAGGAAGUGUCUGCCUACCAGGGGAAGCUGCGGGGCCUCGAUGCACGGCAGCAGGACCUAAUCCGCGACAACAUCCAGCUCAAGGAACUCUGCCUCUACCUGGAUCAAGAGCGGUCGCAGACGCUCUGCACGAACUGCGGCGGUGUUCUGCCCGAGGGCCGACGCGACGACGGCGAUGGCAGCUCGUCUUCGACCAUUACCACCCAGGACGAGGUUCCCUCCCCCUUGCCCUGUUCGCCUCCUCCGCCGCGGCCCUCGCCUUCGUUGCCUCCUGUGCCAUCCGGCAGCAUACCGAACGGCACGACUAACGGCCAUGUCCGACCGCCCUCCAUCGUCCAAAACGGGAGCCGGCUUCCCAGCCGGAGUCAGCCACCCAUGCGAACGCCUGCCAUCAAAGAGGCAAUCCACCGGCACAGAAGCGUCAUAAAUGAACAAGUUUUGCGGUAUAUCCGGAAUUUGGAGAAGCGCAUAGAGAUUCUGGAAGCUGAAAAGGGCAUCGUCAAAAAUUCUCCCCACGAAGAAGUUCCACACAAGCCACCUCAGCAGCAGCCGUCUCCAGGAGGGCCCGAGAAAAAAUUUCUAAGUGGAAUUCCACGCGCACCUCACUACCGGAAACCCGACGACACCGGUCACAUUGUGCCGCCGCCAACAUCGCAAGGCACCGGCAAAAAUACCCCGGACAGCACGGAACCGUAUGUGGGCGUGGCGAGGCCAGAGGCAGUCGUACAUGCCAUGAAGGUCCUCGAGGUUCACGAGCAGCUGGACAAGGCUACGGACAGUGAACUGGAGUUCGAAGAGCUUGCUGAAGGAGAGAAGGCACUUGUGCGCGAAAUGUGCAACGUGGUGUGGCGGAAACUCGAAGACGGGCCAGCAUGAUGCGACUGUGCCAAUAUCGUCAAUGGUGCUAUCGUCGGCGUUGCAAAGGCAACAAGGGAACUUCGCAUCCUGUAUCGACGAGUUUCAAAUCAACACCGUCCAAGCUGCAAGUUAUAGCAGAAAAUUAGGUCAGCACCAUUGUAUACACCCAGCAGCUUCCCCUCAAUACGAUGUGCUGUCUAUCUUUUACUGUUAUCAAUU
This is a messenger RNA of Rhipicephalus microplus (southern cattle tick), 1621 nucleotides long. RefSeq names its product coiled-coil domain-containing protein 85 (gene Ccdc85). NCBI's taxonomy places the organism in Eukaryota, Metazoa, Arthropoda, Arachnida, Ixodida, Ixodidae. The record is from RefSeq and is a predicted model, not a curated record.